AUGCAACGAUCAAAUUAUGGGAACUUCCCCCCAGCGAACUCUCCCCCUCUCCAUCACCCCGUACCCCAACAUGUUUCUACCGUCCCUCAGCUACGAUCACCACCUCCACCGGUCCCGCAACAACAGCAUCAGGCAGGAUAUGGGAAUCCCUAUCAACCUCAGGCUCCGGGAGGUGCAGGCGCAUUCGGCGCAUAUGGGGGCUUCAUAAAUGAUCCUACGGCGCAAAUGGGAUUUCAAGUUGGACAAACAGCUUUAAAACAUGGAACGGAAUACGUGGAACAAAAUUUCAAUCGAUAUGUCAAUGUUUCGGCGCUCAAACAUUACUUUAAUGUCUCGAAUGGAUAUGUGGCCAACAAGUUAUUCUUGGUCCUAUUCCCAUGGAGGCAUAAGCCUUGGUCGAGAAAACAGUCGAUUGGUCCGAGUGGCCAAGAAGGGUGGUUUUUACCUCCUAGGGAUGACCUCAAUAGUCCAGAUAUGUAUAUUCCAGUAAUGGCACUUGUAACAUAUAUCCUACUUUUCACACUUCUAGCCGGUCUUCGAGGCGCCUUUCAGCCAGAACUUCUUGGGUCAACGGCAGGAUGGGCAUUUUUUAUUGUCUUUAUUGAAAUUCUGGGUUUGAAGCUUGGAUGUUACCUCCUAUCUAUCUCGAACGAAUCUCAGCUACUUGAUUUGGUCGCCUACUCCGGAUACAAGUUCGUUGGAGUUAUCACUACUUUGGUUGUUAGUGAGAUCUUCAACGGUGGUAAGGGAACUGGCGGAUGGAUUGGAUGGACUGUUUUCAGCUACACUUUCCUCGCCAACGCAUUAUUCCUGUUACGAUCCUUGAAAUACGUCCUCCUUCCCGAAAAUACGACUGAUGAGCGAGGUACCAUGCAAACCGUAGCACGAUCGCAGAAGAGCCGAAGGACGCAAUUCCUCUUCAUCUACUCAUACCCUGUGCAAUUGAUCUUCAUGUGGGGACUCACAAGAGCGUGA
Sclerotinia borealis F-4128 is the source of this 975-nucleotide messenger RNA. Lineage: Eukaryota; Fungi; Ascomycota; Leotiomycetes; Helotiales; Sclerotiniaceae. The record is from the annotation of a GenBank genome assembly.